AUGCCAGUUGGUAUGGUAAUGCCCACAAAUAUUGAAGUUGUUCGUCCAGUGGCAUCAACUACAACACCGUCCAGCAUAAAUGGCGGACAUAGUAAACAAAAAAGUGACAAUGAAAAAUCACAUAACAAAGAACGUCCUCCCACUACAACAGUUUUUGUAGGUAAUAUUAGUGAUAGAGCACCCGAUGCGAUGAUUAAACGAAUGUUACAGCAUUGUGGAGGCGUUAUUAAUUGGAAACGAGUGCAAGGAGCUAAUGGAAAAUUACAAGCAUUUGGAUUCUGUGAGUACGAAAAUCCAGAAGGGACAUUACGAUGUAUUCGAUUGUUAAACGGUUGGCAAAUAGCUGAUAAACAACUUGUGGUUAAAGUCGAUGCCAAAACAAAGUCUCUGUUAGAUGAAUAUAAAAAGAAAAAACGCCAUGAAAACGCUAAAAAAGCGGCAAAUGAUACUACUGCUUAUAAGUUUGUUUAUGAACCUGAUACAGACGAUGAAGAUAAAAAAUCACCAACAAAAUCAAACAGUAAUCAAAACAGUGCGAGUGAUGGUUCAACAGUAAAAAAAUCCGGUGAAGAAGGAGAAAUUGAAGAAGAAGAAGAAGAAGUUGAUAUAGCGACAAAAAAUGAAGAUAAGACAAUUGUGAAUAGUUUGGAUACUGUCAUGCGUGAAUAUGCAAGAGAAAUAGCGGCACGAACAGCUGAAGCAAAAGAAAAAGAAAAUAGUGGAACAUCAGCAGUCACAAAUCUUCAUUACCAUAACGAUAAAGUAUUAAACCAUCACAAUCAUUAUAACGCUUCAAAUGCUUACGCAACAAACAAUUUACAACAAGCAACAUCUAGUACAACACCAGUAACACCCGCAACUAGUGUUACAGCCACCACUUCAGCUCCUAGCUCUGCAAACGGACAACAACAACAACAACAAAUAUUUGGCAAAUCAAAUAAUCCAGCAUUAAACGAAAUAAGAGUAGACGAUGAGAAACGAGAUUUGGUAACAAACGAAAUAAAAAUGUUUCGUGAUAAAUUCAAGGAUGAAGAUGCAAAAAUGCGUGUGACAGAAAAAGAAAGAAAAGAUCGUUAUGACCGUGAACGUCAACAGCAACGAGAAAAAGAGAAAGACAAGCCAUUGUCUUCGCCAACAAGAUCACCACCGGGCAAAGCAACAACGCCUACAUCUUCUCAUCGAUCAUCAAAAACAUCAUCGAAUCAUCUUCGUGAUGAGCGUAGUAGUGAACGUGCAUUGUCUCCAAUCGACGAUUAUCGUUCACCAUCUUCGUCACGACGUCGUGAUGUUAAACCAGACCGUAGUAUCGAUGAUCGUUAUUCGUCCCGUAGCGAUUAUAAUCGUAGUUCAGUGAGAGAUUCCAGAGAUGGUGGUAGUAGACAUAGUGGUUCAUUACGUCGACCUUUAUCUCCGCCACGUCGUCCAGAUCCAAGAGACAGAGGUGACAAAGCACCGGUAUCAAAAUUGCCAUCUGGUUAUAGUAAAAGAUCAAGAUCAAACUCACCAGAAGUAUCUGCAAUAAAAAAUUCAAAGACACCAGAAGAUGAAGAAGAAGCAUAUCAGCGAAAAAAGCAAGAAAGAAGAUUAAGAGAAAAAGAAUUACGUUAUAGAGAUCGAUUGAAAGCGUGGGAAGGACGUGAACGUAAAAAAGAAGUUGAAUAUGAAGCCGAAAGACGACGGGAAUUAGCUCGACUUCGAGAAGAAGAAAAAGAAGGAAAACGAUUGUUGGCAUUUUUAGAAGAUUAUUCAGACGAAAAAGAUGAUAUUAAAUUUUACAAAGGAACGGCACUAGCCAGAAGACUGAAAGAACGUGAACAUGAAAUUGAAAUCGAUAAUCGAGAUAGAUAUAAAGAAAAAGAAGAAUUAGAAGAACUACGUCAAAAAUUAACACAACAAAAUAUUGAUGACGUUGAGGGGGAAUUAAAAAGACGUGUUGCCCAUGAAGAAGAUGCUAUUCGAAGAUGUCUAGCAGAAUUAACACACACACACAGCGACUCCUCUACGACAGCAUCAACGUCAAAUUCAGAAAAUGAAGAUGAGAAAGACGAAAAAGGAAAUAAAAAAAUACAAGAUGUUAAAGUUGAGAAAGAUAUGCUAAAUACAAUGAAUAUAACGAACCCACCUUCGCAAAUUUCAGAUACAAAAUCAUCGAGUAUAGACCCAGAAAAUAUGGAUUUAUCAUCUGGACAACUAGGCAAAAAUUCAACAACUGUAGCCCAAUUAGAAGAUAUAUCCCAGUCUCCAGGAACGGCAACUCCUCCACCGCCACUGCCUGGCACUGUUCUAGAAAUAAUUUUUCUUAUAGAUAGCCCUCGCCAUCCAUCGAUAGGUGGAGUUACCGUAUCUGGAACUAAAUUAUUAUCAAAACGUAAACUGACUGUUAACGAGGCAUUUUUGGACGAUCAAGAAGAAAAUUCGCCCGAUGCAUUUGCAAAAAAAUCUAAGUUAACAAUACUCGAACAACAAACACAACCUUCUUCUUCUUCGACUUUACAACAACCAUCAACACCACCAUCUGCAAACAAUAACCGUCCAUUACUAAUUAAUAAAGCGCCAGCAAGUACGGAUGAACGACGUCAAGCUGUUAGAAAGUUAAUUGAAAGUAUUCCGACUAAAAAAGAAGAUUUAUUCGCAUUUUCAAUUGACUGGUCAUUACUCGAUAGUUCACUAAUGGAGAAACGUAUUAAACCAUGGGUGACCAAGAAAAUAAUUGAAUAUAUUGGAGAAGAAGAACCAACAUUAACAGAUUUUAUAUGUACAAGUAUAAUGUCAAAACAAAAUGCUGAAAGUAUUUUAUCGGAUAUUCGAGUUGUAUUAGACGAUGAGGCAGAAAUAUUUGUUGUAAAAAUGUGGCGUCUGUUAGUCUAUGAGAUUGAAGCGAAAAGACAUGGGUUAAGUAAAUGA
Didymodactylos carnosus is the source of this 2904-nucleotide messenger RNA. Lineage: Eukaryota; Metazoa; Rotifera; Eurotatoria; Philodinida; Philodinidae. The record is from the annotation of a GenBank genome assembly.